This is a messenger RNA of Ziziphus jujuba (common jujube), 1994 nucleotides long. Its product is annotated as monodehydroascorbate reductase, seedling isozyme-like. NCBI's taxonomy places the organism in Eukaryota, Viridiplantae, Streptophyta, Magnoliopsida, Rosales, Rhamnaceae. The transcript is spliced from 2 exons. Gene Ontology annotation, cellular component: cytoplasm. The coding region runs from base 291 to 1994 and encodes 567 amino acids. The record is from RefSeq and is a predicted model, not a curated record. Gene Ontology annotation, molecular function: oxidoreductase activity, acting on NAD(P)H; flavin adenine dinucleotide binding.
ACGGUUUGCUACUUGUUCCGGUACACUUUUUUCCAUUCAUAACAAAACUCUAGCAAUAAUUUCUUAUUAUAACUUUUAUAUCCUCAUGUCAUGCUUGAAAAAUCGAAACUCAUUUUUCUGCUGUUUUACUAUGAUUUCUCUAAUAUUAUAAGCUCUGGAUUUCAUUAUUUCUUUCCUAUAACGUAUAAGUGUAGGGUAAUUAAAAAGCUUUGCUAGGCAAGAUCUUCAAGGCACUCUAUUCCUGAUCAAAGCAAGCAAUACAAGAUAAAAGACAACCAGUUGAUCAAGAAAUGGACUUUCAGAACUUCCUUUUGGAGCUUGAAGAUGUAAUGUCGACCCUGAUUGCCAAAUAUUCAAAGUAUGACAAAAACACCAAAGAGAAUAUGAAAAUUCUCAAGGGAAUUUUAGAAGAGCUAAAUAACCGAAAGGAAGAUAUAGAUCAGAGAAUUUAUGCAAAGCAUCUUUCAGGAACACGAGAAAAAGAAGAAGUCAGAAACUGGUUAAAAAAUGUUCAAUCAAUCAACAGUGACAUACGAAGUAUUGAGGAAGAACUUGAAAGAGAGAAAUAUCUUUCAUGCGAAGAUCUUGGAAAACUUGUGGACGAAAAGAUUAUAGAAGCUCAGCAACUCCUCCAAAAAGGCAGUUCCCACAUAGGGAUUUUCGAUAAACAGCAUUUCAAGUACAUCAUCCUUGGUGGUGGUGUUGCAGCUGGAUAUGCAGCAAAGGAGUUUACUAGACAAAGGCUCCUACCAGGGGAGCUAGCAAUCAUUUCUAAAGAAGCUGUAGCACCUUAUGAGCGUCCUGUACUUACUAAGUCAUAUCUUUUCCCAAAUGAACCUGCAAGACUUCCGAGUUUCCAUGUAUGUGUUGGAAGUGGAGAAGAAAUACUGCUUCCUGAGUGGUACAAGGAAAAAGGGAUUGAAUUGAUCAUUGGAACAGAGAUAGUAAAAGCAGAUCUUGCUUCAAAGAUGCUCAUCAGUGCGUCUGGUAAAAUCUAUACGUAUCAAACUUUGAUCAUUGCAACUGGUUCCAAAGCAGUUAAGUUGACAGAUUCUGGUGUACAAGGAGCUGAUGCCAAAAACAUCUUUUACUUAAGAGAAAUAAGUGAUGCUGAUAUGCUUGUAGAAGCAAUAAGAACAAAGAACAAAGGAAAGGUGGUAGUGAUUGGAGGUGGAAACAUUGGUCUUGAAGUUGCAGCAGCUAUGAGAAUCAACAAGUUUGAUGUUAGCAUGGUCUACCGUGAACAAUGGUGCAUGGCUGGGCUUUUCAGUCCAACAAUUGCUUCUUUCUAUGAGGGCUACUAUGCUAACAAAGGAGUUAAACUUAUCAAAGAUACAGUUGCAGUUGAAUUCGAAGCUGACUUAAAUGGACAGGUAAAGAAGGUGAAACUGAAGAAUGGUAAGGUGCUGCAAGCUGACAUUGUUGUAGUUGGCAUUGGGGCAAGGCCACUAACUGAAUUAUUCGAAGGACAGGUUGAGGAAGAAAAAGGUGGUAUCAAAAUUGAUGGUUUAUUCAGAACAAGUGUCCAAGAUGUAUAUGCUGUUGGAGAUGUAGCUACAUUCCCUAUGAAAUUGUACAAUGACAUGAGAAGAGUACAACAUGUUGACCACGCUCGACAGUCAGCAGAGCAUGCUGUGAAGGCUAUCAAGGCAAGGGAGGACGGUAAAUCCAUAGAGGAGUACCAGUACUUUCCUUUUCUCUAUUCUAGCUACUUUGAUCUAUCAUGGAUUUUUUGUGGAGACAAUGUUGGAGAACCAGUGGUAUUUGUGGAUGCUCAAUACAAUACCACCAGGCCAUCACCUACAAAACCCAAGUUUGGAACAUAUUGGAUCAACAACGGAAAGGUGGUUGGAGCUUUCUUGGAGGGAGGAACUGCUGAAGAAAUCGAAGGAAUUGCCAAAAUUGUUAGUCUCCAACUUGAAGCUCAGAGAGAUCGACUUGAAAUAUAUGGGAUGCUAGUUGCUGGUUUGUAUGGCUUGAGGAAAGGCCUAUAA